Messenger RNA from Xyrichtys novacula (pearly razorfish), 16090 nucleotides. The record is from the annotation of a GenBank genome assembly. Lineage: Eukaryota; Metazoa; Chordata; Actinopteri; Labriformes; Labridae.
UAGGAUUACAUAGCUUGGGUGGAGCCCAGCCUCCUAGAGAUAAACCCAUUCAUGAUGAAUCCACUUUUUAUCAUCACAUAUCAUCUUAUCAUGGACAAAGUCAGCCACAUAGAUGUUGUUCCUAAGAGUUUUAUCACAUGACAUGGGACAACACUACUUCCAAUCAAAUGCUGCUGUAAAAGGUCCAUGUUAUCAUUUUUGUCGUGCUAUCACACUUCUGCCCAUCCUGUUCCUUGUGGGACAAAUCAGAGCAGUAGCUUACGUAGGUAUCUGUUAAUUAAUGAUAAGACGUUUUACAGAGGGCAGAGUAUUUUCUCCUGCUGUGGGAUUUUACUACACAGCAUUUGACAGCCUGGAGUAGGAGGACGCACAAUGAGUAAGCCAUUAGCUCUGCUUUUUCCUUUAAUUAAGCUGUUUGUUUUGCACCUGUGAACCAGUAUUCCCGUGCACCAUGCUUUAAAAGAUAAGCCGCAUGGACUCUGUGGACUUAUUUUAAGUUUUCUUUUUCUUUUUUAUCUCACAAAGUACACAGAAACACAGCUUGUUAUGUGUUUGGCAUUCCUGCCUGUUAGCGUUGUAUCUGCUCUCCUCAAGGCUGCUACAUGUUAGAGUUGAACAAUGACUGUGUUUUUCAGUGGAGCCCAACGGUGUCCAGCUUAAAAAUGUAACCAACAACAAUGGAAAUGGUGUGGACAACCCGGCUUUUGAAAUAGAGGUACGUUUCACUCUUGAUUUUGAAAGGCAUUUGGCUCAACAUGAUCUUCUUUUGAAAUAAAGUGCCUUUACUUUCUUAGGCGGACAACAUUUCAGAUACUAACAGCAUCAAAAACAAGACUAAUAAGACUAAAAGGGGAGUGGGAUCAUACCUCAGGUGUGUCUGCUGGUGAUUUUCUUUCAUUGUAAAGAUGUACAUUUUUGAUUAUGAUGAGUGUGCUUCUGAGUGUGCACGUGCAAAGCAGAAAUUCCCUGCUAAAGUAAAUGCACUAAAUGUGAGUGGUUACCAUACUGUUUGUGCCAUAGAAUGUGUGUGCUUUUUUCCCCUGCUCUAACAUUCAAGAUUGUAAAAAAAUAGGAAAAUAGGUAUCACGUGAUAAAACUAACUCUAUGACUGCAUUUACAAAGACAUGAUUCAAACAGAGUUGUAUUUUUAAAACAUUUUGACCUUGCUUUUUUUUUUUAUCCUGUCCUCCAGCAAAGUUGCAAAGCCCAUAAAUGCCACAGAGGAUUACAUCAAAGCUCACUCCAAAACCUUCAAAUAUGUUGUUUUGGGCCUACUAGGAGCAGGUAAUAUCAAAACCCUGUUUGUAGUUAACUCUCUGCAGAUGUUUAUUCACUUGUAUCCUCUUAUUUUUGUUGAAGACCAUCAAAGAAAAUAGUUUUCAUGUGACUGGUGGCAGUCAUUGUCUGUCUUCUGCUCUUGUAUCCCUUCUAGGUUAUGUGGCAUACUUUGUUGCAGCCUGUGUUUUGAAUUUCGAUCGGGCCAUUGCUCUCGUCGUCCUGACUAGCUUGGCUAUUGUGUUCAAAUCAUACGAACUUGUGAAAGAGUACAAGGGAGAAAGCAUCAGUCAGUGUUUCAGACCUGCGGUUAAAUGCUUUAAAAGAAACUUGAAAUGGAUGCGAUGGUAAAUAAACUUCAUUUUUCACACAGUGCUACAAUGAGCUGUGCAUAAAUAAUCUUUCAGAAAGUGAAAAUGUGUUUUAUUUUGUUUGCAGGGUUUUUAUUGUAGUGGUUCUAGCCCUGUUUGUGACAUGGCUUGCCGUAGACACAAGCAAACGCCCGGAGCAGCUCAUCUCUUUUGCAGGUGUCCUCAUGUUCAUCCUUCUGAUAUUUUUGUUCUCAGCACACAGGGCGGCGGUGAGUGUUGCAGAGAUCGCGCUGUAGAUGAGUAAUAACUCUUAUGACAGCUGUUUCGAAACAUUCUUAUCUCUUGACUUAUCUCAUCCCUGUUUCGCUAGGAUAUUAUUUGUCCUUGUAAACCUGUCAUUAAAAAGGUUUAGCGUAAGUGUUUCCUUGUAAUAACAAGGAGCCUCUCUGAUAUGGCUGUAAUCUUAGUCCUUCCUUAUUUUUACAAUUCUUUUUUCAGAUAUCAUGGAGGCCUGUACUUUGGGGUCUUGGGUUGCAGUUCUGCAUUGGCCUUUUUGUCAUACGAACACAACCUGGACUCAUAGCCUUUGAAUGGCUGGGAGAUCAAGUGAAGGUGGAUGUUUUGUUAUGUAAUCUAAACGAUAUCUCUGAUUAGAUUAUCAGUAUUUUUUGUUGUACAGAUAAGCAAGAGAAAAUGCAGGUAUGCAUCUAAAUUUUACACUAUCAAUGUAUGUGUACGUCAUCCCAACUGACUCAUGUGUUCUUAGGGUGUCUGACUAAAACAACACAUGAUCGUUGUUGCAGAUUUUAGAUACUUUAUGACUCCAAUUACAAAAUAAGUUGGCAGGCUGUGUAAAAUGUCGAUUAAAAACAGGUUUGAUGGUUUGCUUAUCAUUCCAACCAAGGAACCAAAGAAUAUCAGAUGGGCUGGGUUCACAUGGAAACUGUUGUGGUCUGACAAAUCAAAGUUGACAUCUAUUUUUGGAAAUUGUUAAAGCAUCUCCCUCUGAUUUAAGAGAAAAGAAUCAUUAUAUUGUAGUAGAAGAGUCUGGGGGUUAAAGUGGCUUGUCUGCAGUCUCGACUUUUCUUUCACUGAAAACAUUUGGUGCAUCAUAAAAUAGGAAAUGACAAAGGAGAUCCUGAACUAAAGAGCAACUGAAAUCCUCUCUAUCAGACAAGGGCAGAAAAACAUGUCACUUUAAAAACACCAGAAACUACUUUCCUGGGGUCUCUGACACAUUUCAGUGGUGUUGUUAAAAGACUGGGAAAUGCAACUCAAUGCUGAACAUGCCCCCGUCCUAACAAUCAAAAUACGUUUUAGUGACAUUUGACAUAGCAUUGUAACUUUUUGAGGUUGUAUUAAUGUAACGUAAUUGUGAGUCAUAUGCACAAUUCUGUUUUUUUUCUUAGGCUUCCUGUGAAUCACACUCUGAGUUUCUUAUCCACCAGAGUACAUUACUGUCGAACUGAAGGCUUAUCUUUAGAGCUACUUUAUCAGGCCAUUUGACCUAUUCAUAGGUUACUCAACGGUUAGGUUAAUUUGGGAACAGACGUGUAGCCUUUUAAUGACCUUUUAAUGUGAAGUGCAGCCCACUGUGUCUUCUGGUUUGUAGAUUUGUUUGCAUGAAAUCUAAAUAAUUAAGUUGUAGUGUCUUGGGAUCUAAAAUGAAUGGACAUAAGAAAAAUAGUGAUAAUAAAUGAGCAUGUCUCCUCUUUCUGCUAUGACAGAUUUUUCUUGAUUAUACCAGAGCAGGGUCAUCCUUUGUCUUUGGUGAUAAACUGAUCGAUGAAGUCUUUGCCUUCCAAGUAAGUCACCCAGUGAAUGAAUGAAUGAGUAUGUGCAUCUUCUUACCAUCGUUAUAAGUUUUUUUUAUAUUGAAUGUGUUUAUAACUUGAGUUUUUCUUCCUGUUUUCAGGCUUUGCCAAUUGUUAUCUUCUUUAGCUCAGUGAUGUCUGUCCUGUACUUCUUGGGGAUCAUGCAGUGGCUCAUUUUGAAGGUAAAAAAUGGGUUGUAUAUGCUAUUUUAGGCUUGCAUGUAUUUUUCUUACACAUACAGUGAUGUGCGUUGACCGAAUGCCAUGUGUUUUUCUCCACACAGAUCUCAUGGGUUAUGCAGAUAACGAUGGGAACUUCACCCACAGAGACCUUGAGUGUUGCAGGGAAUAUAUUUGUUGGACAGGUAAACUGUUCAAGUCUAAUACUGUUUGGAACAGUAUCUGCACUGUAAAUAUGAAACUCAACAAGUGUCACAUGCUUUGUAUCAAGGCUAUGAUAACAUUAACAAUAAUCAAUGACUGAUUUUGAGUAAAUUGAGUCAACUCUACUUGUGUAACUCUGCUUCAUGUUUUUCUGUGCAUCAGACUGAGGCUCCACUCUUAAUCCGCCCCUACCUGAAGGACAUGACUAAAUCUGAGAUCCAUGCUGUUUUGGUUGGUGGAUUUGCUACAAUUGCAGGCAGUGUCAUGGGAGCAUUUAUCUCAUUUGGGGUGAGGCAAUGCUGCUUUAAUUUUACCAUAUCAGGCACACAGAAAAUUUCAGACUCAACGUUAUGGGGCCUAGGGAUGAACCUUGGAGUGUGACAUACGAAAUGCUCAUUUUCCCUGAACCAUAAUCUGUCGCUGAAAACCUUCACGACGAUUAGCGUUGUAUUUCAUAGUGUAUCUAAUCCAAUACCAUUGUAUGCUGUAAAUGCAAUACAUUUGGAUAAUGACAAUUACCAAAGAUAGAUUAUCUUUGCUGAUAGUUGUCUAGAUGUAACCGUCUGCUACAUUAAGAAUAGUGUUGUGUCGUUCUCGAAUGAUUCAUUCAAAAGAACCAAAUCCUCUAAGUGACCGUAGUGAAUUGAAUCAUUUCCUCAAGUGAUUCGUGUUGGUGCGUGUGAGGGACUGAAUGCACCAACACCUGAAUCACUUUGUGAACGAAUCACGCAGUGAGCUACACUCUCCGGAAUCAUUUUUGUCUGAGGGAUACACUUUCAUGGCGACUGUUGUUCCCUGUUGUUUUAACAGAUUUUGUUCCCUAAAACUAAACAAACUUAAAAAGUGUUAGGCUGGCAGUAAUGAGGAGAGAGUGAGACUCACCAGCUGUAGCAAGCUCUUGAAAGGAGUGACGGAGGGAGACUAUGAUCUGAACUGAUCCCUGAACCGUUUAGCUGUGUUUCAGUUCAGGAAGUCGGAGUCGAAUGAUUCGGGGAUUCAGGAACGAAUCUUUUGAAUGAAUUGAUUCUAGUGAUUCAGUACAUCUAAAAGAACUGCCGUGCCCAUCACUUAUUAAGGAUAUAAAGCAUAAACUUCUAAUGUAAAGUGUUAAAUAAAACAUUGUUUCCGUGCUAGCAGGACUUCUUUAACAACAUACACAUCUUUUUAUUGCAGAUUGAUGCCUCCUCCUUGAUAUCUGCAUCUGUGAUGGCUGCUCCUUGUGCCUUAGCCAUCUCCAAACUGUCUUUCCCAGAGACAGAGGAGAGUCCCUUCAAGUCAGAGAAGAAUAUCAAAGUAGACUGUGGGUGAGUAUAUCUGUUGCGCCAUUUAUUCGCCCCAUUCACAAUAUUUCUGCUUGCACUUAUGAGUUAAAUUACAUGUCCAUUUGUUUUACUCUGCAUAGAGAUGAACAGAAUAUUUUGGAGGCUGCUAGCAGUGGAGCUUCUGCAUCUAUAGGACUUGUUGCUAACAUUGCAGCAAAUUUGGUUGCCUUCCUUGCCAUUCUUGAGUUCAUAAAUAGUGCUUUGAGUUGGCUCGGAGGUAUGGUGGGAUUCCCGGAUAUCACAUUUCAGGUAUGUUAAAGCAACAACUAUAUAAAAAAUUAUAAUAAUACCACAAAACAUUUUGUAAUCUUGAUAUACUCAAAUUUUAUGUGUUACUUAUGCAUCUGCUUCACAGAUCAGGCUGGCUUUGAAAGAUGAAUUCCAACAAUAUCUAAACCUUUGUCCUCUUGUAUUUACAGCUUAUUUGUUCGUACGUGUUCAUGCCCAUUGCCUUUAUGAUGGGAAUACCAUAUGACGAAGCUUUCAUCGUGGCUGAACUAAUUGGCACAAAGCUCUUCCUCAAUGAGUUUGUUGCCUAUGAGAAUUUAUCUGAGCUACAGCACAAAAGACUCACUGGCGGUGAUGAAUUUAUUGAUGGAGUAAAACAAUGGAUAUCUGUGAGUGCAUGUUCUGAAACUGAGUUUGGAUUUGUUACAGUCAAAAUUCAUAUGCAUAUUUAUGUAACAAAAAAGAACUUAGUACACCACAGGAUUUGGGACAUCGUUUCUGUUCUUGUUUCAGGUCAGAUCAGAAAUCAUUACCACUUAUGCUCUUUGUGGAUUUGCCAACUUCAGCUCACUGGGUAUCGUGAUUGGAGGCCUAUGUAAGCAGUUCAGAGUUUUGUCCUGCAUCAUAAAAAACUAAUCAGCCACCUGGAAAUAUUUUCCUAAAACAGAGUUGUUUUUUCCCCCACAGCUUCUAUCUGCCCGUCCCGACGAGGUGAUGUCUCAGCCCUGGUGGUAAGAGCUAUGAUCACUGGGACUUGUGUGUCUCUUGUCAAUGCUUGCAUUGCAGGUAGGAGCUUUUGGAUUACUCUGACAGAGCAAUAUACUGUUUUCUCUCUGCAGUUGAACUAAUUUGUCUUGAUCUAUUCAUUUAGGAAUCCUCUUUGUUCCUCCACCACUUGACUGUGUCGGCCUGUUUCAGGGAUCUGCUUUUAAUGCCUCAAAUAUAGAUAUACAAACAUGCUGCAAAGACCUCUUUGCAAGGUGAGUAGAUAUAUAUUUUUUGGCAGGAUUUAGACAGAAAGGAAACAUUCAUUAAGAAGAUUUUAGAUGUGCACUUCAUAUUUGAGUACUUCUCUUGCUGUGUUUUAUUAGAUCUUAUAUCAUAAAUCAACUCUUUUACAGCACUGUGAACAAUGGGACCUCGUUUGAAGGAUCUUGGAGCACAGUAGCGAACGUAACUUUGUUUUUCUCCGAGUGCUGUAAGUGUUGUGGUCUAUCUGAGGCAGUUUGUAUGUAGUAGGGAUAAGUGCACAACACUUAUUUUUCUACUGUAAUAAGUUUGCGUGUUUAUGUCCUCAUUGUAAAAAUACCUCUGUAAAUAAGUCUCCUCUAAGAUGAAUGUAAAUUUCAUGUUUUUAUUACAAUUGAUUUCAGUUUAACACAUUAAGCAGAUGUUCUUUCAGACACAUAUACCUCAGCAAAUACUCAGGCAUGAAUGUAAAUAUUUCUCAUAAAUUGUGACUGAUUUUUAUAAUAACUUUUUUUAAUUACAUGCUAAUUGGCACAGCCAAAACCUAAAAGCAUGAGCUAUGUUAGAUGCAAAUACUCUUUUAUUUAAAAACUAACUGAUAUCAUUAAAAAGACAGGACACUGGGAAUCACAUUUAUUAUUCUUUCCAGAGUACUCAUUCAUUUUCUCAUUCACUCGCUCACAGUUUUAACAGUUUUUGUUUAAAAAUCAGGUAUGUAGUUCCUUGACUAAAUAUAACUAUUUAUGUACACAUAAAUACAACAGUUUGUUUGUAUGACACAAAGCACCUACAAGUCUGAACUGUGACCCCUUUUGAAUGUACUUUGGACUUUUCUGUCAUUAACAAUAAAUUGUUUUUAUAGUGAUGGCAGAUAAAGUUAAAGAGUGGUGUUUUGAACUUAUCUGAAGACUUUGAUUUAUCAUCAAACAACAAUACUUCCAUAAACUCUCAAAGGAUCUGAGGUAUGGCAAUGGACUUCUGUUGAGAUUAAAUCAUGGGUAGAUGUGCCAGAAUGCUUUCAUUAAUGUUGCUGGCUUUGUGACUUAGAAUAAGAUCUAAAAAUUGGUCGGCUUAUCAAGUCUGCAUGAGCAAAGCCUCCUGCUUCAUUACAUAAAACUUAUUUUACACAGGGAGCUUUAGCCUGCUUUUACAAGGCGCCUGAAGGUUCUGAGUCAGCUUUUCGCUCACAGUCCAGAGGUCAGUAAUUGUGUGGAACUCACUGAGCAGCUUUUCUUGUACUUAGGAAAACAUUUGCAUGUCAAUGAGCAUGAGCAUACCAUAGUUCAAGAGUUUACUAGUAAGCUCCUUGUUGCUUAUUGCUUUGGACGAGGCAUUCACCACUAUAUUUUCUGAAAUACUAUAAGACACAUAAAAGUACUCAAAGACAUACUACAAAACAACACAAAAAAGUGCACACAAACAUCUCUUACCAAAAAAGGGAGCUGUAUUUUAACAGCAUGAGCUCAACUGUAACGUGAAAGGAAAUGUUGGGUAAUCGGUUCUAAUGCAAACUAUAAAUAGCAUUUCCAAAAUAAACUUUAUGCCCUUACUCUAACAUACUGUACAUGACACAUGAGCAUGCAGCAUCUUAUAAAGACAAAUUACCACAACCUACCCGCUGACGUUUGUGCUAAAAUUUUCUAAAUCAAACAACCUGUGUUUUAAAACAAAAUGUCACUGCAAAUUCUAUGGUGUGAUAAAAAGUUCAGUGAUUUUUUGAGUUUUGCUCGGAAAGACAUUUGUGCAGCUGAAAUGAUACUACCUUAAGGUGUUUUAAACCAUUUUAUCAAAGUGUAAUGUCCAAUCUGGUGUGGACUAGUGUUGCUUUUCUGUGCUGUAAAAGUUUAAAAAAAGAAAAAAAAAAACACUGAUAUAGCUGUGUGGUGUCUGUGACACAGCAAUGUGAGCUAUAAAGCCAUUAAACCCAUGCACACUGCUCCAAACAUCCUCAUAAAUCAUUUAACAACAGAAGGAGGAUAUUUGUAUGCCUCAUACUGUAACUGCAAUGCCAACAGAAAAAAUUCACAGUAAUCUUUUACGACAAGUCAGGUCUUCAAUAUUUUCCCUUUCUUUUAAUCUCACUCUUCAAGUCUUGCUGGCUUUAGAAACUGGAAAAAACUGGUAACACUUAAAAGCAUUAAAAUUUUGUUUGAAACCAUAAGACACAUUUUUCUACCUCAUUUCCAGAGCAUCAGGAGUUUCUACAGGCUUCUGUUUGAGGCCGGGUUUAUUGUCCUCAGUCUCUUGAACUUUUUUAGAUACCUUUGGGCUAGAAUUUGCCUUUCUAAGCAUCUGCGGGCUGUGUCCUUUCCGCUGCAACUGUGGGCUGGAGCCCAACUUGCGGUUAAGCAGAGGGCUCCGGGAGCCCUUUGUCUUUAGAGGGUGCAGGCCUAGAAGUCCGCAGUAGUAGUUGCACUGAUGACUUGUCGGGAAUUGUUCGAAUACUUCUGGAGAGCCAUUCUCUGUUAGUCCUUGGUAUCUAAAUUACAGAGGACAAGUAUUAUUUCAGCUUUUUAGUACAAGACAAAUGCAUAUAUCUGCAUGUAUCUGCUAGCCUAUGUAUACAAACCCUUUUGACUUGGUCACAACUCUGACAUUUGUCAUCUUUGUUUCAACACCUAAAAAAUAAAAAAUGAUGGCACAGAAUAAAUUCCUCAAAAAUCUCACAAAUUGAUGUAUUUUUGCUUUAGUCAUGAAUUUGCACGUCUUACCCUCCAGCCGAGUGACCAGCAGAUUCCCAUGUGUCCAUUGAUGGAUCCAGUGUUGGAAGGUGCUGCAUUUCUGCUCCACCUCAGAAGAGGUUUGAGUAAUCAGCUUGCCUUUAGAGUCUAUUGUGCAGUAAUUUUGGAAAUCACCCGUCAGAUCAGCCUCCACUGUGGCGUAUGGCACAGAGUUUGCAGGCCGGUACAUGAGAUACUGAGGGAUAACUCUGCGUGCAUAACAAAAGAGCCGUAUGUUGAUAACAAGCAAUAUUAUACAUUUAAAUAAAAAUCAUUUAUUUCAGCUGCUUUACUCACUCAAAUGAGGAGCCAAAGUUUUCAGUGACUCUUGUUUCAGCUGCAAAGAUUUUACAAUACUCUCGGAUCAUGUUUUGGACUUUGCAUUCCUGGCAACACAGAGAGAUUAAUGAAGCAGAUUAAUGCACUGCAACUGUAAACACAACUUUAUUGGGUACAAUUUGACAAAGAUUCCUUUACUAUAAAUCCACCACUCACUUGUUUAGUAAUUUCUAGGUUUCUCUCUGCAAGGUUGCUCUCCUGUUUGGUCCCGUAGGCGAUGGGAUUUUGGACUUUGAUGACACAGGCACUUCCAGACUCAAAGAUUGGAUCCAGGCCAUAAAUGACUUUUACUUUGCUCGCCUUGUGGGCACAGCCCUCUCCAAUGUUUGCUGCCUCAGUCAUGAUUCGGCCAAAGUACUUGUCACCCCAGUUACCACUGUCAGCCAGACCUCUGGUAAACAGCAUUGGAGUCAUCUCAAUCUCCUCUCCAACUAACGCAAAAUGGAAACAGAUGUUUUCGUGAGUGAAAAGUGACGGAGGAUAAAAAAAAAUGUUUUACAGCUGACUGAAAAGUUUACCUUCCAGAUCAUCUUUAAGGAGUAUCUCAGAUAGAACUGUAAAACACAAAACAAAUACACUCAGAAGGGUUUAAUUGAAGGGUGGAUUUAAAGUGUUGUCUCACUUUUUCAUACUGUAUCUUACUGUCUUCACUGAGCAGGAAGUCAGUCAUAUCACUUCCAUAUUCAUUUUUGAUGGAGCAGCCGUAAACUCCACAGUCUCCAUUUGAUGCUAGAACAAUAGCCAGAGCGACUUGGCUCUCAUCUCCACCACUUGAGAACAAACAAAAAAAAAAAGGGAAAAACAAAUAAUCACAGAUUUGUCAGACUUUGCAGAACCGUUUCUAACCUCUAAGACUCAUCAACAACCCACAAGGUGUCACUGUGAGACAAGCAUUAAUGCUGUGAGGCAGCAGUCUGCUGACACAGCAGUCAAAGCACAUAUAUAGACCUUUAAUGCCCCCUGCAGAUGGGAAAAAUACUGUGUCAGGUUACAGUUUCUGUGUCUAGCCAGAGAUUCACCUCUCUGUGUCACAGCUGUGGGGUUCACAGUCACAUGAGCGCGACGUCUCUGCAGUGACAAUAUGAGAAUGACAGAAGGCCAUGGGAUGCACUCUGAAUCCUUGUAGCAUUAUUGUUUCAUAUUUGGAACCUGUCCAUUUUUACCAGUCAUGCUGAGCUGGAAGUCUUCAACACAAUAGCAGCAAAAAAGGUGACAAGUUGUAAUGUCAACACCUACAAGAUAUUGAAUGAUAUGAUAUGUUUCACAGGUGGUUUGAAUAGUGUCAGCCGUAGUGUCAACUGAGGGGAAUUUACCUUCUCUUCAGCUCCAGUAUUUCCUCCUCAUCCCUGAACCACUUUAUGGUGGAGUCACUGAGCACAUUGAAGAACUGGCACCACAGCUUCAGGUGUCCGGAGGCAUCUGGGAAUGGCUCCCCCCUGAUCUUUCGGAUGACCUGUGGAGCUGUAGGCGCGUGAGAGAGGGGUAGAGGAGCCCAAAGUAAAUAUAUACUGUACUAGAGAGCAGUGACCUGUUUAUGUUACCUCAACCACAGCAUACUUAUCAGACCUUUGUUUUUCGACAAACAGUUCAUAUGUGAAAAUUACACAAAGGGUGAAUCAAACAAGUGAGGUAUGUUACACUUUGGAGUGCUACCUAAAAGCUCAUGAAUCUAUUUUUUACAUAAGUUUUUAAUUUUGUCAAAAGAUCAGAUCUUCUCUUGAAAAAAAUCCUCUUUCUCCAUGUUUCUUUUUUUACCUUUUAAAGGGUCAAGCUUCUUCUCUGGUUUCUCCUCUCGUUUGGUGCUGGUUUGUUCUUCUUUGGGAGUCUCCUCCACGACUUUUGGCACCUCCAGGGUGAUCUUUCUGCGGCUCAGCAGUGGUGAGCGUCUCUCCAUUGGCGGGGUACUCUGUCCCGUGGGAGCUUGUAGUAAUGCUGCUCUGCGGGCCUGGCUGGGAGACAUAUAGGGGCUUUCUUUUUUGCCCUGAGUAUCAAGCACACCAACAAUCGCCCCUUCUCCAUCUUCUUUUGGUUUUGGGAUGAAUAUUUUGCGGCGAGCUCCAGAGGCUAACUCCUCAGGUGUUGCAGAUCUUAUAAGUGACAGGCUGUCUCUGCGUUUCAGCCGGGGACUGCUUUCACAGGAAAGGGACGAUGUUGGCGUUGAGCCUCCGCUUAGAUCUUCAUCUGCCUUGUCGCUCUGUCGGUCACUUGUCGUGACUGUAACACUAUCUGUGUCUGAAGCUGCUUUGGACAUGAAUUUUCGCAGACUGGAUGGGCUCAGUGAUGGGUAUGUGGGGGGUUUAGAGCAGAGUCUUUCACCAGAGGAUCUGUUCCUUUGCAAGUCCUCCAAAGACACGUAAUUCUCUGUCUUUGUCUCUUUGAGGGAUUUCAAGACAAUGUUGUCGUCUGCUGUUUUACUAGAUAAAGACCCACUGUCCCCAACCUUUGGCAUCAAAGCUUCAUCUAUCAAAGAGGGAAUUUUCUCCUCUAUACUGUUAUCUGUAAUUUUUUCAUGAUCAGUGGUUGUACUAUUAUUGCCAACAUCACUCUCUAUUCCCCUUUGCAUGACAUUUGGAGUUUCUGUUAGUGUGUGUUCACUUUGAGUGGGCUGUCUAAGUACAGGAUCACUUUCAUAACAAGUAACAGAGAUUGGUGGCACCACAAACAGGGGCACUGUUGCUGUUUCAGAAGGCUGCUGUGGAUCUGACACAUGGCUGUUCACAUACACGCCGUCGUCCUUGUCAUCAGUACAUAAAACAUUAAUAACAGGAAUGGAUGUCAAUGCUAUCUGUUCACCGCUUGUCAUGGGUAGCUGCUCUCGCUCAAACAUUUCUGUCUUGUCAUACAAUUGCGCAACUUCCUCAAUUUUUUUUGUGGGUGAGAGGUUAUAAUCACUCUGCAUACCUAUCUGCGUGGGUAACAAGCUUUGAUAAUCAGUGACUUUCUUGUUUUGGACUGUUUCAUCAGCCACGCAAGUCGUGUCAUGGCUUUGCAGAGUAGCAGGCUCAGAUUCAAGCUUAGUCAGCGCUAAAAUGGUUAGUGGCAGGGUGCAUUCUUUGAGCUCAGGCUCCAUGACUUCAACUUGAGGGAUCAUAAAAAUCUCAGUUGGUUUUAUCUCUGGGGUGUCCUCAACGGUAGAUAUUUGUAUCUGAGGAAUAUUCUCUAUCUGCUGCCUCUCAUUGUCAUCUUGAUGUUCUUCCACAACAUUCACAUCAACCUCCUCGUUUCGCGUCACUGAAAGGUUCCCUGCUUCUUCCAGCUCCUCUACCUCUAUUUCACUCUUCAUUUCCGUCCCCACCUCAAAUGGUAAACUCUCACUCCUUGCUUCAGUGUUCUCAGCCUCUAAAAUUUCCCGGUCUUGUGUUUGAAGAUUAUUGGACAGCUCUGCUCUCUCUAAAACAGGACUUUCUACAUUACCACAAAAACCUAAGUCUGAACUCUGAAUCACACUGACAUUUAGGAUCUCUGUACUUUCCUCUUGUGCAGGAGAUGUGUACUCUUGCUGUAUUUCUAGGUCACCCUUCUUUAGACUCUCUGGGGGCAAACUCGGCGGAUAUCCUACAUUCAUUUCCUGAGGUGAAGCGUGUUCAGAUUCAUCUUUUACAUCUUCUCUUUCUUGACUGUAUGCUGUCACUGCAUAUGGGGUUGACAGCAACUGAUCUGGCGUUUUAGGUUCACGUGGCUCUAUUCUCUCUUCCAACGAAGAUGUUGUCAGUUCAGUAAUCUCAGAUCUAUUCACGUCCAAGCAUGGGGGUUGGUUUAAUUUCGCUUCAACUUUCUCUUCCUCAUGUAACUGAUUGAAGGAACAGCUCUCUUCUGUGCUAGGCUCACUUUCUUUGUCCAUACCGUCAACACCCAGCUCUUCCUCUUGCGUAGUUUCAGAGGGAGCCUCCGCAGGGCUGUGCCUGUCUGAUGAUAAGAUAACACUGGGAGGGGGAGUCAAGCUUUCUUCCAAACUAGAGAGGGUAGGGGAGGACUCUUCUUCAAUAGAGGGUUGAAGAUUUGGCAUGACAGGUACAUCUCCUGGAAGUGAAGAGUCAUCUACCACUGCCUGGUGAUUGGGUAGUGGUGAAACUUCUGGGGAUUCAGGUUGUUGCUGGAGUGUGGGACUGGCCUGACAAAAUAAAAGAAACAAAACAAUAAAGUUUAAGCUGUGUUAUGUCUUUUGAAAUACAAUUGAUUAAACAUGUCUUUACAUUUAACCUUGAUUUAAGCAGGAGAAGCUCAUGGAGAUGAAAUAUCUUAGUUGAAUAGUGUUCCGGCAACAACAUAGUUUAUAAAGUUUCUCACAGUCAAUGAGCAGCCGUGCAUAAAAACAUAAUAUAAAGUCAAUAAGACAUUAAAAAAACAUGUGAUAACAGAAUGAGACAGCAAAUGUUUGUCAAAAUCAAUCAGUCAUGAGUAUACAAGCAGAAUACUUUUAGAUGGAUCUCCUUCCAAAUUCUUGAACAUCACCUAAAACCACACAAACCCAGGUUAAUUUACCCGCUCUUUUCGCACUUCAACCCAAAGUAAAGGGAGCAAAUGUUUUUUCCCCUGUCAGUGCUGACCUUUGGAACAAACCUCAAGAAAAGCCCCUGGGACCAAAGGUUAUAAACUAUAAGUGUAACUAUAAUUGAGAAUACUGUAGUGAUUUAGACUAAAUGCAGACACAGAUGACUCUACACUUCUAGUUUUUAUCUUUAUUGCUGCAAAGAGCAAAGAGACAUCCUCCUGGGGAAAACAUGUUGAGGAUUUUAAAGUGUUUUUUAGAAGCUUGGAACAAGUAACUAGCUUCUGUGACCUUUGACAGUGUGACACCACAACACUUUUAGACUGAGACACAUUUCCCUGCCAUAAAUCAUCCGAAAUAUUAACAAUGACAUCCAUGACAAACUUAGUUUUCACUGUAGUGUUAUACAAUGACAGACUGUUAGACCACAAAAAAGUUCACCAAUUACUUGUUCAUUUGCGGGCAGUUAUUCAUCCAGAAAAUAUGCAGAGCAGCCAAGGUAAGUCAAUAUAUCCCAGUGUUUUAUGGCAUGUCAGCUUAUUUUAGGAACUUUAUUACGUCAUGUCACGUGCAAGGGAGCUGAAGCCGAAUGUUUACACUGACAUGGUUCCUGUUAAGUGUUUGAAAUGACCCUUAACCUUAUUCAAGCGGUUAUCUGUAUCUGAUCAACUUCUUCUUGACUGUGUUUAAGGUGCUUGUGUACUGACAAGGAUAUGUUUGAGCAGGGGCAGGGUAAUUCCCACAUGAAUAACAAAGGUGUGUCCCUUUUAUAGAGAGCUGUCUGGGAAAUUAAUAUAUAACAACUCCUCUUUCUCUCUGCAAAAACAAGACAGUCAUUCAGUCUUCGUGUAAAUCUGCUGUUAACACUCUCAUAAAUAAUACUCCAAAAAAGAUAUUUAAUUUGACUGAGAGAAGACUCAUACGUAAGGCUUAAUAUAGAGGUGUUGUUGAGUGGGUCUUUCCCCUGUCCGUCCUUUAAUUUUAAUUCAUUCAGAAGAGCAGCAGAGGCGCAGUCUGCCUCGUGACAGCCUGUUUAAGCAGCAGCGCCUGCAAAGAAAAAAGAAGUUGCUGCUUUCGAUGCAAGGAAACUGGUAGGAAACAUACAGUCUAAAAGUGAAGCUGUGGUCGUCACUACACCUUCACAUGUAAAUAAAUAUCACAGUCACGAGUUUAACAUUGUUCAAAACGGGGCUUGACUUCCUCCGCUUAUCAAAUUAUGAAUGUAUUGGAAGUAAAGUUGUGGUUCCACAUGAUAGAAAUACAAUAGAUCUGUAAAUGGAUAAUGACUAAAUAUAGAUAUUUCAGUUCCCUUUUCUGUUAGUUAUUUUGUGUCACAAAUUGUAUGGCUGCUUCCUUGGCAAAGAGUCUCUUGCACAAGAGAUGUUAAAUCUAAAUGGGACUCUCCCGUUAAAUAAUGUUUGAACCAAAAUAGAAAACUGUGUGAAGUUGUUAAGCCAUUAUAUUUGCUCAUCAUCAUUAUAUUCGAAGCAAAAAAGAACUGAACAAUUACUGAAACACAGAAUACAAAAAGAUAUUGUUUUGGGUUUCAAAAAGAUAUUGUUUCAUGUAUGCACUAACUUUCUCAUCUCUCAGAUGACUCAGUAGAGUUCAAUCUUAUAUGGCCUCUCAGAAACUGUUUGAUGACUGACAAAUUAAUUUGAUUUUUAAUUAAUUUUAGAUAAAAAAAUGAAUGUUGUCUCUUUAGGGCACAGGAAAUGCUCCAUAUAAGGAUGUAUACUGCUGUAUUUCUGAAGGAUAAAAAAGGUUUGAACUUGUUCACUUCAGAAGAUAUGAAUGAACACAAUCAUAUAAAUAAGCUGAGGCCAAAGCAGUCAGAUUAUCAAACUGUGUUAAGUCAAUAUGACCCUAAAUAGAGCAAAAACAAUAAACCACCUGAUAUCAUAAUAAGGUUUACUACUGUUCAGGCAUCCACCUUAUGGCACAUCAGUCAUAAAAUGAUUAACCAAGUACCCUACACGUGACAGACAUAAAACAACGCUCUGAGCUGAACACAUAGGUGACAGGAGUACAGCCUUUCCCCUUCACUGCGACAAGAACAAGAAGGGGUUUAUUUUAAGAUAUGGGGGGGCAGCGAGGAAUUUGUUCAAUGUGACGAGGCCCUUCUUUCAAGCUGAGGCCUGCCGCAGAAGUUUCUCUGCUACCGUUCAUCCAGACCACACAGUCGCCUGUCAUGCAAAGCCCUGUUUGAAACGUGAGAACUACUCCCAACACUCAAGUUU